This is a messenger RNA of Colius striatus (speckled mousebird), 5601 nucleotides long. It is a transcript of the gene KPNA5, whose product is annotated as karyopherin subunit alpha 5. Gene Ontology annotation, cellular component: nucleus; cytoplasm; nucleoplasm. Lineage: Eukaryota; Metazoa; Chordata; Aves; Coliiformes; Coliidae. Gene Ontology annotation, biological process: NLS-bearing protein import into nucleus. The coding region runs from base 269 to 2134 and encodes 621 amino acids. Gene Ontology annotation, molecular function: nuclear import signal receptor activity; protein binding. The record is from RefSeq and is a predicted model, not a curated record. The transcript is spliced from 15 exons.
CUCGCCUCACGUCAUACGUCCCACGUCACGUCCCGCCCGCUGCCUGCUGGGAACGGAGGGGCCCGCCCGCUGGCCGGUGCGGCGCGCGCCGGGGCGGCCUCCGCCAUCUUGGAUCGAGACCGGUUGCCGGCGCCGCGCUGCGGAGCGGGGCUUUCUCGCUGGGAGAGCGGCGGGCGCCGCGGGACCCCGCUUCAAUGGAAAGCUGCCAUCCUCCCACCUCCCUGCCCUGCGGCCGACGGAGGGGGAUUUUUCACCCUUUCUUCAGCGGAUGUAUGUUGAAGAGCUUCGCUGGUCUGUCUGCGAGGCCGGGGUGGGUGUGCUGUGGGCUGAGCAGCCGGCAAGGAAAGAUGCGGUCCGGCUCGGAAAGAUGCGGUCCGGCUCGGAAAGAUGCGGUCCGGCUCGGCCCUACGCCAGGUUCUGGCUGGUGCUGUGCCUCUGGUGCGGCCUUCCCCCGGCGCUGCUGGUCGGUGAGCGGUCGGUGCUGCAGCAAAGCGCCGUGUUUAAGGACCUGUAUAUAGACAACAUGGCAAGCCCGGGUAAAGAUAACUUCAGAAUGAAAAGCUACAAGAAUAAUGCACUUAAUCCCCAAGAAAUGCGCAGACGAAGAGAGGAGGAAGGAAUCCAGCUUCGGAAACAGAAAAGGGAAGAACAGCUGUUUAAACGCCGGAAUGUUUCUCUCCCGGGAAGUGAAGAAUCUAUGGUAGAAAGCCCCAUUCAAGAUCCUGAUGUCAGUUCUACUGUACCUAUUCCAGAGGAAGAAGUUAUUACAGUAGAUAUGGUGCAGAUGAUUUUCUCAGAUGACCCUGAUCAGCAACUCACAGCAACUCAGAAAUUCAGGAAAUUGCUAUCUAAAGAGCCUAAUCCGCCUAUAGAUGAAGUCAUACAAAAACCAGGAGUAGUACAGAGAUUCGUGAAAUUUCUAGAGAGGAAUGAAAAUUACACUCUGCAAUUCGAAGCAGCUUGGGCUUUGACAAACAUAGCAUCUGGAACUUUUCUACACACCAAAGUUGUAAUUGAAACAGGAGCUGUUCCAAUUUUUAUUAAGUUGCUCAGUUCAGAACAUGAAGAUGUACAGGAACAGGCAGUGUGGGCUCUUGGUAACAUCGCUGGUGAUAAUGCAGAAUGCAGAGACUUUGUGUUAAACUGUGGAAUAUUGCCACCCCUCUUGGAACUGUUAACAAAUUCAAAUCGUCUUACAACAACUAGAAAUGCGGUCUGGGCUCUCUCAAAUCUCUGUAGAGGAAAGAACCCACCUCCAGACUUCAGUAAGGUUGCUCCUUGCUUAAAUGUUUUAUCAAGACUACUGUUCAGCAGUGACCCGGAUGUAUUAGCAGAUGCUUGCUGGGCCCUCUCUUACCUUUCAGAUGGUCCCAAUGAUAAAAUUCAAGCUGUUAUUGAUUCUGGAGUGUGUCGAAGAUUGGUAGAGCUGCUUAUGCAUAAUGAUUACAAGGUGGUAUCCCCUGCAUUAAGAGCAGUUGGAAAUAUUGUUACUGGGGAUGAUAUCCAAACACAGGUAAUUCUUAACUGCUCUGCAUUACCCUGUCUCUUGCACUUACUUAGUAGUCCCAAGGAAUCUAUUCGAAAAGAGGCAUGUUGGACUGUUUCUAACAUUACUGCAGGAAACAGAGCUCAGAUUCAGGCUGUUAUAGAUGCGAAUAUUUUUCCAAUAUUGAUUGAAAUUCUUCAAAAAGCUGAAUUUCGCACCAGAAAAGAGGCAGCAUGGGCCAUAACUAAUGCAACAUCAGGAGGAACCCCUGAACAGAUUAGGUAUUUGGUAGCACUAGGUUGUACCAAGCCUCUUUGUGACCUCCUGACUGUGAUGGAUUCAAAAAUAGUACAGGUGGCUUUAAAUGGACUCGAAAAUAUUCUACGUCUUGGAGAACAAGAGUCUAAGCAAAAUGGAAUGGGCAUUAAUCCUUAUUGUGCCCUUAUAGAGGAAGCAUAUGGACUUGAUAAAAUUGAAUUUCUUCAGAGGCAUGAAAAUCAAGAGAUCUACCAAAAGGCUUUUGAACUCAUAGAACAUUACUUUGGUGUGGAAGAAGAGGACUCCAGUAUCGCACCACAGGUGGAUGAAAGUCAACAGCAGUUUGUGUUUCAGCAGCAGGAGGCUCCAAUGGAGGGGUUUCAGUUGUAAAGUACUGACAAAGUGAAGACAAGCAAAAAAAUGUAAACACUUGUACGGUUUGGCAUUUUAUGGUUUGUUUGUUUUUUUCCCUGGAGGUCUUUUCGUUAUGGCCAAAGUUAGAGAAGUUGCAUCUGUUUUGCAGAAAUAGAUGAAGAAAAGCAGCUCAUGCACUUUUAUAUAUUGUGUUAGAUACAACUGUUCUUUGUUUUGUAUUUGUGUUUUUCAUUAUCUCCUAUGUACAGAAAACAACUGUGAGUAAUCAUGUCUAAAGUAAAGCAUUAAAUGUGAUUUAACAAGAACUGUUAAGCUAAGAUUUAGUAGGAUUUUAGGUAGUGGUUCUGAAUUUCUUACGUAGUCUCAAACUGCAUAUCAGCAAUACAGUUACUGACAGUUGCAUUUUUGGCAGUAGGCUUGACUUGCCCAGUCUCUAUUAAAAUCUACCUCUUGUAUUGAAGCAGAAACGUUGCUUCGGAACUAAGGCAUGAAAUAAAGAUGAGCUUGUAAGAAGCUGAAUUGGAAUGUGAAAAAUAUUUAUUUAAAUUGUGAAACUUUUAUGCAUUACUUACUUUACAACACGCUGUAGGAAUUUAUUUAUAAAAUGUAUUUAAAGACAUAAUAGAUAUACAUGUGUAAUGCUGAUCACUUAGUAUAAUACUGAAUAUUUGAAAAAGCUUUUCCUGAAUUAUAUGGGAAGAGGACUAUUUCUGAGGUUUUCAAAUUGGAGUCAGAGCAGAGAGCUUGGUCAUUUGAUGUUAAUUAGCUCUGUAAUUAAAGCUGCUAAAUGGGAUUAAAAGUCAGCCACAAAUUCCUUCCAGUGCUUUGCAGUGGAAGCAGUUGCUGUAGUUACCAUGAGAAUGCUGCGAUUUAUGAAUGACAGAAAUGGUGAUUUGCACAAAUCACCAAGCAGAUGGUUUACAGCUGUCUCUUGUCAAAAUCUGAUAACAUCGCUUCAGUUUGAGAAACAGUGCAAUGUUUGCCUUUCUAGUAGAGUGGCUUCUUAAAAGUUUAGGCAGCAGGUGUUAUUUUUUUGACCAAAUGCGCUACAGCCACUUGAAUUGUUCUUUAACUCGGUUUUCUUUUGGUAAGACAAUAGGAAUGCUACAGUGGAGAACGAUUAGCAAAUUGCUCCUUUCCAGUUGAAGGAAAAGUUUGUUGAACUGUAAAUAGCAUUUAGUGUGUGGACACCAAAACUAACUAGAAGUUACUGUCAUCUAAAUAUUUAGGCUCUACAGUAUACAGUGUUUGCUGUUUGACCACUAAAAGAAAUAGAACUCUAAUAUUUACGUUAACAAUUUUGAAUACAGAAAAACGUGUGCUCUGCUUUGACUUGCAUAUAAGUAGUGUUUCUGGUGCAUUAGUAGUAUAUCUAAUUUGGAGAUACUAAUACUUUGGGAUAACUCUGAAGUAUGAUUACUUUUUAUUACCUGUAAUUAAUGCAUUAACAGCAAACUCCUGGGUUAAGUGAAAUCCUUGACAUAUGAGAGCAUUUUGUGCUUCACAAAAAGCUGCAAUUUAAAGUUACUUAGCCCGUGGCACUGUGCUUGUCACUAAUCAAUGUUUUAAUGCACUGAAAAAUACAGGUUAAAGAUGGUAUCAUGUACAGUACCAUUUUCUAUUUAGACUUUUUUUUACAUGCAAGUUAAGAUUCUAAGAUGUUUCACUUUGAUGUUACAGCAAUAUAUACUAUAUUGUAAUUGAAUGUGGGACUUGAAGUGGAUUUUCUAAGAUUAAUGGUCAGUUUUGACUAAGAUGUCACUGGGAGGGAAGAAACUACUUUCUGAAGUCUUUUUAGUGGCAGAUAGAAAUGUAUAUAGGAGUGCUGUUACUUUACGAACUCUGAAUAAUGAGAUAUUUUAGCAAAUGACACUUUAAACCUAGAUUUGUACAGCAUACAACAGUUUUGAACAGUGUGAAACUAUUGAGUACAGCUGCCAAAUUUUCAUAGAAUAUUAGAUGAUUGUAUUUGUGUCCUUUUUACUCUCAUAGUUUUAGGUUUUCAUAUACUGACCUUCCUUCUUUCCUCCCCCAUUCACUUUGUUCAAAGUACAGGGUAACAAUCAUGAAAGUUAAACAGGAUUAUUAGUAAAUGCUGAACUUCAGUGUUCUUCUAGUGUAAGAAAAUUAUUCAGGUAACAGGGUAUUCCAUUGUUUCUAACAACCUUGUUUUGAUAACGUAACCAGCUGUGCCUGCUUUUUAUUUGGAGAACCCUGUAAAAACUGCAUUUCUUAAGCCUCUCUAAACCAAAUCCGAACUACAAAAAUCUUAAUUAAAAGACUUGAAAAUGAAGAAAAGAGGGGAUGUUUAAAGUAUUACAUUUGUUUUGACAUAAUGUCUUCAGUUUUGUGGAUAUAUUAUUUGGUAUGUGUGAAUGGUUAGUGACUGCACUUUAUGCAUUUAGGUAAGCUAUAUUUCAUGCCUCUGAUACAUUUAAAUGUAAUGGUUUAAAAGGGAACUAAAAUUGAUGGACUUUGGCUAAUGAAAGUCAUUAUUUAAACUCAACAGAUGGUAUACCCUAAAAUGGAUUAAAACUAAUAAUGAAAAGGAUAAAUGUACAGGAUGGCCUCUUCUGUUUUAUCACAGACUUUACAUCACGCUUUGUUAAAAGCACUUAAGUGAACAAUAUAAAACCAGAGGUGAUGACUUAAGGUCAGCUCUGGUGCAGUCGUUUGCAGGUAGGAGUAUGAAUGUGAUGGUGUUGCCUAAACAGAUGAAACCAGCGUGGAGAUAAAGAGAAGUAACUGAGAAGAAAAUCUCUCCACGUUUGGUAUUUUGUAUGUUUUCUGAAUUGCCUCAUCAAUUACAGGGUUUUGACUUUAUUAAAAGGGUACCAUUUGUUCUGCUUAAAUGUGAUAGUAACUAGCUAAUCUAUGCAACUAUGCAUUUUUUUAGUUCCCUGCACUUGAUACACUGAAUCAUAUCUGAUUUUUUUCAUCUUUGCACUUUUGUCUGAGGACUGGUUCAUACAGCUUUUUAAUUUUCUAGUAUUUGCUUUAAACACUGUUGCUAGCAGCAAUCAGAAAAUAGUAAUAAUGUUGGCACAGGAAUAACUUAGCUGUAGAACAAGUUUGCAACUGGAAAAUAUUUCUUGUCGGGUUUGUCUUACAAAAACAAUAAAAAAUAGAAAAGGUGCACUAUUGUCUUUCCUCCAUGGUUAGUUCUCAGUGGGUUUAGAUUUUUUGAACUGUACAGCUGAAGAUUUUUGUAACGUGUCUGCCACUUGAUAUGUGAAGUUUAACGGUGACCUGAAGAGUUCACUGACAUGUGAAAUGAGAAAUUUCAGUUACUUAUGGCACAAUUUCUUCAUAUAACGUGUGGAAGCUAAAAUGCCUGUACUAACUUCAGAUAGUAAUAGUGCAUCUUUAAACCCAGGCUAAAGGCCCAUUACUGUAACAGAACACAUUAUGAGUAGUAUGCAAUAUUACGGAAUGUUAAAUCUCAAAAUACCUACAGAAACCAAUAAAACCUAUUUUACAGA